UUGGUAAAUCUGUGGAAAAUUGAUUAUUCUUACAUUUGAAGUAUAUCCCUUAAAGAAAAUGUUCUAAUUUACUGUUUUUCGUCUUAGAAAUUGUCAGGAUAAAAUCCAAGAUGAAAAUUUUUUUACAAAUUCAAUAGUUUUAAGAAAUAUCUAGUCCUACCUGUUUGAUUCACUUCAAAAUAUUUACAGAUUGUAACUAUAAAUACAAAUAGAAAAAGUUCAGUCAAACAAUGUCACGUAUUGUCAAUUCUAAUGAUCAUACAACAGUCCAUGAGUAUAUAAAUAGAAAUGCGGAAACUGACAAUAUGCAUCCUGCUAUAUUAAGAUCAGAAAUAGAAUCAAGACCUAUGAGACCUAGGACAUAUGUUCCUAAUUCAUUGCCUCUUACUAAUACUGCUGCUCCAAGAGGUUAUACUCCAAGUCCUACUCAAAAUGGAGACAUUUCACAUCAAAAAUUUCCUACUUCGAAAAUUGAUGUUAUUAAAAAUUGGAGUGUAUCAACAUAUAAGUGUACCAAACAAUUAAUAAAUGAAAAGCUUGGGAAAUCUUCUAAGACAGUUGAUAUAGAAUUAGAGACUGAAAUUGAGCAACUAAGAGAAACACAAAAAAAAUACGGAAAUAUUUUAAAAUUGGCUAAAAGCAUGGCUACACAAUUUCAAAGUUUUAUUCUAACCCAACAAUCACUUGGGGACGCUUUUGCUGAAUUGGGCCAAAAAUCUCCAGAUUUACAACAAGAAUUCAUGCAAAAUUCAGAAACUCAAAAAUGUUUAUCAAAAAAUGGUGAAAGUCUUUUAAAUGCGCUCAAUUUUUUUGUUUCGUCAGUCAACACAUUGUGUAAUAAAACUAUUGAAGAUACACUAAUUACCAUAAAACAAUAUGAAUGCGCAAGGAUUGAAUAUGAUGCAUAUCGUUCAGAUCUUGAAACAUUAGCACAAAUGCCAAGAACAGAUUCUAAUACAGUUCGUGUUGAUGAUGCCCAACAAAAUUAUCAACAGCAUAAAGAAGAAUUUGAAAAAUUACGUUCUGAUGUUAUUGUUAAGUUGAAAUUUCUUGAUGAAAAUAGAGUGAAAGUGAUGCAUAAACAACUUUUGAUGUUUCAUAACGCAACAUUGGCAUAUUUUGCAAAUAAUCAUCAAGCACUUGAAACUACCUUAAAACAAUUUAAUAUCAAACCUAAAUCACCUACUGCUCCAAUAGUAGCUGCAUCUUGGUUGGAAAAAUAAUAUUAUGGUUCCCUAAUUUCCUUAUUUUUCUUUGUUUUAAAGUAUAAGUUUAAUUACUUUAUACAUUAUAUAUAUAUUUUCACUGUGAUAGAUUGUAUUUAUUAAUGUUGGUUGAUGUAUUAUUUUGGCUUAACAUAAGUUA
Messenger RNA from Sipha flava (yellow sugarcane aphid), 1365 nucleotides. RefSeq names its product arfaptin-2 (gene Arfip). Gene Ontology annotation, biological process: regulation of Arp2/3 complex-mediated actin nucleation; intracellular protein transport. The transcript has 7 exons. Lineage: Eukaryota; Metazoa; Arthropoda; Insecta; Hemiptera; Aphididae. Gene Ontology annotation, cellular component: trans-Golgi network membrane. The coding region runs from base 231 to 1223 and encodes 330 amino acids. Gene Ontology annotation, molecular function: protein domain specific binding; phospholipid binding. The record is from RefSeq and is a predicted model, not a curated record.